Molecule: messenger RNA, 3156 nt
Organism: Gadus morhua (Atlantic cod)
Lineage: Eukaryota; Metazoa; Chordata; Actinopteri; Gadiformes; Gadidae
Gene: u2surp
Product: U2 snRNP-associated SURP domain containing
Exons: 26
Coding region: 107-3040 (977 amino acids)
Biological process (GO): RNA processing
Cellular component (GO): nucleus
Molecular function (GO): RNA binding
Source: RefSeq, a predicted model, not a curated record
UGAUUCUGGCGGCCCUAUCGAUGAUUCCGGAUCCUAUUCGUUUGCCUCGAUUUUAUUUCAAUACUCAUCUCGUAUUCGGUGCUCGAUUUUGCUUAGUGCACAAAAGAUGGCGGACCGAACGUCUGCGGGCUCUCAGAAAGCUAGCGCUAAGGCGCUACUUGAGAGCAAGCUGAAGUCGUUCAGCAUCGGGAAGAUGGCGGUGGCCAAGAGGACACUGAGCAAAAAGGAACAAGAUGAGCUGAAGAAAAAGGAGGACGAGCGGGCCGCGGCCGAGAUCUACGAGGAGUUCCUGGCGGCCUUCGAGGGCGGAGGGGAUGGGAAGGUCAAGGCCUUCGUACGCGGAGGAAUCGCCAACGCAUCAAAAGAGGAAGCCGCCGCUGACGAGAAGAAGGGCAAGCUGUACAAACCAAAGUCCCGCUUCGAGAACGCGCCUACCAGCCCGGGCAAGAGCUUCCUGCCCCUGGACACGCCCCCACAGUUCUUGGUCCUGGACAAAAGACACUCUGCUAAGAAAACCAGCGACAAAGAGAAGAAGAAGAGCAACCUGGAGCUGUUCAAAGAGGAGCUCAAACAAAUCCAGGAGGAGAGAGACGAGAGACACAAGCUCAAAGGUCGGGUCAGUCGCUUCGAGCCGCUGUCCGGUGCGGACGGACGGCGCUCCUCGGAUGGUUCUUCCAGAAGAAACCGUCCUUCCAGUGUUCUGGACGACUCGGCGCCCGGUUCUCACGAUGUCGGAGAUCCAUCGACCACCAACCUGUACCUUGGCAACAUCAACCCACAGAUGAAUGAGGAGAUGCUCUGCCAGGAGUUUGGGCGCUACGGGCCGCUAGCUAGCGUGAAGAUCAUGUGGCCCAGGACAGACGAGGAGCGGGCUCGGGAGAGGAACUGUGGUUUUGUGGCGUUCAUGAACAGGAGGGAUGCGGAACGCGCCCUAAAGAACCUAAACGGGAAGAUGAUCAUGAACUUUGAGAUGAAGCUGGGCUGGGGGAAGGGCGUGCCUAUCCCCCCCCACCCAAUCUACAUCCCUCCCUCCAUGAUGGAGCACACGCUGCCCCCCCCUCCCUCCGGCCUGCCCUUCAACGCACAGCCCCGCGAGCGCCUGAAGAACCCCGCCGCCGCGCUCCUCCCCCCGCCCAAGAACAAGGAGGAAUUCGACAAGACUCUGUCGCACGCCAUAGUCAAAGUGGUUAUCCCAACAGAAAGGAAUUUACUCUCCCUCAUCCACCGAAUGAUCGAGUUUGUUGUGCGCGAGGGGCCCAUGUUCGAAGCCAUGAUCAUGAACCGUGAGAUCAACAACCCCAUGUACAGGUUCCUAUUUGAGAAUCAGAGUCCCGCCCACGUGUACUACCGCUGGAAGCUCUACACCAUCCUCCAGGGUGAAGCGCCAGCCAAGUGGAGGACGGAGGACUUCAGGAUGUUUAAGAACGGCUCUCUGUGGCGGCCGCCCCCCCUCAACCCCUACCUCCACGGGCCCUACGACGACGCCGAAGAGGAGGACGAAGAGGAGGAGGCUGGCAAGAAGGGCUCCCUAAAGGAAGAAGAGCGGGACCAGCUGGAGGAGAUGCUCCGGGCUCUGACCCCCAGGAAGGGCGACGUCGCCGAGGCCAUGUUGUUCUGCCUGACCCGGGCCGACGCGGCCGAGGAGAUCGUGGAGUGCAUCGCCGAGUCCCUGUCCAUCCUGAAGACGGCCCUGCCCAAGAAGAUCGCUCGGCUCUACCUGGUCUCCGAUGUCCUCUACAACUCCUCUGCCAAAGUCUCCAACGCCUCCUAUUACAGGAAGUUCUUUGAGACCAAGCUGUGUCAGAUCUUCGCCGACCUCAACUCCACCUACAAAAGCAUCCAGGGCCACUUGCAGUCGGAGAACUUCAAGCAACGCGUGAUGGCGUGUUUCCGUGCGUGGGAGGACUGGGCUGUGUACCCGGACCCCUUCCUCAUCAAGCUCCAGAACAUCUUCCUGGGCCUCGUCAACAUCACUGUGGAGAAGGAACCCGUCUGCCUUCCUGUAGAGCCCGAGGUGGUGGAGGACGUGGACGGCGCCCCCAUCGGGGACCUGGAGGUGGGCUCCCCCAUGGAGGACGUGGACGGGGUCCCCAUCGACGGGGCGGUGCUGCUGGACGGGGCGCCGCCCGACGACCUGGACGGGGUCCCCAUCAAACCCCUGGAGGACGACCUGGACGGGGUGCCCUUGGAUCAGUCCAAAGAGGGAACCUUCAAGGUGGCGCCUUCCAAGUGGGAGGCGGUGGACGAGGCUGAGCUGGAGUCACAGGCUGUCACUACGUCCAAGUGGGAGGUGUUUGAGCAGCCGGAAGAGUCCAGAGCUGAUGACGACGACAGCGACGAAGACCGCAGUCCGUCCUCGGACCCGGCCGGCUCGUCCAAUCCGCUGCGAGAAGACGGAGACGGGAAGGGCAAGCAGGCCGAGAUGAACGAGGAGAAGCGCACCAAGCUCAGAGAGAUUGAGGUGAAGGUGAUGAAGUUCCAGGAUGAGUUGGAGUCGGGGAAGCGGCCCAAGAAGUCCGGCCAGAGCCUCCUGGAGCAGGUGGAACACUACAGAGACAAACUACUGCAGAAGGAGAAGGAGAAAGAGAAGGCUGAGCGGGAAAAGGAGAAAGAGAAGCGGGAGAAGGAGAAGGCGGAGUCUCGGCUUAAGGAGUUAAAGAAGGAGAAGGAGAAGGAGGACACGCCCACCAGGAAGGAAAGGAAACGGCGUCACAGCGGCUCCCCCAGCCCGGGCCGCAGCAGCAGUCGGCGGGGCCGUUCCCCGUCCCCCCGGUCGGAGCGCUCCGAGAGGUCCUACUCUAAAGACACGCCCUCCUCCUACUCUAAAGACACGCCCUCCUCCUCGUCCCGCUCCACACACAAGGACUCCCCACGCUCCGCCACCAAGAAGGCCUCCAAGAGGUCUCCCUCCGCCCCCCGCACCCCCAAACGGUCCCGGCGCUCCAGAUCCAGGACCCCCAAGAAGUCCAGUAAGAAGUCCCGCUCCAGGUCCCGGUCGCCGCACCGCUCCCACAAGAAGUCCAAGAAGAGCAAACACUGACGCCGUGGACGCCUGUUUUAUAUUGUAACAUACUGAUCAUGUGCUGCUUGUGUAGAGCGCCCUGUAGUCCGUCUUUUCUUUUUGUAGUUCCAUUAAAAGAUAUUCCUAAUACACAA